Molecule: messenger RNA, 742 nt
Organism: Terrapene triunguis (Three-toed box turtle)
Lineage: Eukaryota; Metazoa; Chordata; Testudines; Emydidae
Product: phosphofurin acidic cluster sorting protein 2-like
Exons: 4
Biological process (GO): protein localization to plasma membrane
Molecular function (GO): transmembrane transporter binding
Source: RefSeq, a predicted model, not a curated record
CCCCCCUGUAUCCCUCUAACUUGGCCCUGCCUUUCCCUCUUGCUAGUGGACUCUGAUGACGCCACAGUCUGCACCAGUUCCCUGCUGAGCUCUGCAUCUCCAGCCAGCGCAGGGACCCCCCACAGCAAGGAGGCCAUGGGCACCCCACCGCCCUCCCCGUCUGUCAGCAGCGGCCUCUCGGGGGCUGGGUCCCUGAGCCCCGGCGUGGAGGUGAUGGGCCUGCAGGUCGACUACUGGACAAGCCAGGGGCCGGAGAAGAAGAAGGAGGGAGAGAAGCGGGAGAUGGGCUUGAAGAACACACUGAAGAGCAACUUCCGGUCGCUGCAGGUCAGCCGCGUGCCCGGCGCCGGGGAGCUGGUCCCCCCCAGCACCAUGGCCAUGACCGUGGUCACCAAGGAGAAGAACAAGAAAGUGAUGUUCCUGAGUAAGAAACCCAAGGAGAAGGACCUGGAGCCCAAAAGCCAAGUCAUCGAAGGGAUUACGCGCCUGAUCUGUACGGCUAAGCACCAGAACACCAUGCUCCGAGUGUCCAUCGACGGCGUGGAGUGGAACGACGUGAAGUUUUUCCAGCUAGCAGCGCAGUGGCCAACACACGUCAAGCAUCUCCCCGUGGGCAUCUUUGGCUACUCGAAGAGCGUGUGAGCCAGCCGGGCGGCCCGGGAGCCGGGACUCUGCUGAGUGUGGCAGGAGGCGGCCAUGGCCAUGGCCCGUCCCUUCUGCUGGGCACGGGGGGAGGUUCCAG